Messenger RNA from Pomacea canaliculata, 7026 nucleotides. RefSeq lists its product as uncharacterized. Lineage: Eukaryota; Metazoa; Mollusca; Gastropoda; Architaenioglossa; Ampullariidae. The transcript has 4 exons. The coding region runs from base 174 to 680 and encodes 168 amino acids. The record is from RefSeq and is a predicted model, not a curated record.
UAAAACGUUCACUUCUGCGUUACAUCUUCGCGAUUGGUUACGCCUGUAAAGGUCUCGUAGGCUCGCGAGGUCAAGGACGAGGUUGUGUUUGUACUAGCGGCAAGUCUCGCGCUAGGAGCAGCAGCGUGCGCUGAACGCGAUAGAAGCAGACGACGUGUAGUCGCGCGUGGAACAUGGAGUACCCAACUUACAUUUUACCGAAGGAUGUUUUGUGGUUGUGGUGUGUUGUUGUUGGAUUUAUUGGUGUGUUCAGCGAAGAAAAGAAUGUCCUGCGAUUCGAGGACGAAGCCUUCCCGAGCAACAUGACGAUACUGAACCGUCUAAUAACGUGUGGAAACAGCACCUGGGGCAAGUUCACCACACCCACAUUUACCUGCGAUGAUAUUAGGGUAAACGGCCUCCGAUUAGCCUACGGCUACUACCCUGGGUGGGGCGUCGACGACCAUUGCCAAGAGACGGGGGGAAACCACGAGUUUACACAGCUGUGCAUGAAGAUGCUCAAAAAAAUCGGCAUGCAUCAUAAAGGCAUUUAUGGAGCUAUGGUGAACAACGCCACCUGUGGCCAUAUAGACGAAGAACGGUAUUUGCUGAAAAUGUCGGAAAGGAGCAGGUAUGAGUGGACACUGAUGCCCGCUGGACGAGGCUGGGUCAGCAGUCUGUCCUGUAUGAUCAGAGUGUGAGCCACGAGGACACUGAUUGCGCCUUACUGACAGAUAUUUUAAAAAUCCACUUUGGAAAUCGAAUAACGGAGAGGUUUUGGGCACAACAACACCAAAGAAACUGUGCGUGCAUGGGUGGGUGGGCGGAUGUGCUUCUUUUUUUUUUUUUUUUUUUUUGAAAUAAGGGAAAAGAAGAUUUCUAACGUUUGAUCUCAGCCCGUAGUGUUUCUGUGUUAAAAGUGCUGCUAUCUUUCAUCAUUGUGAUAAUACAAGCCACAUACAUCUCUCCAUUAUAUUCGGUCAAACGUGUUUUACGCUAGUCGUCUUCUUGUUUCAUGUCGGCAUACAACUGGAUUGGAAGAUUUUUUCACGGGAUAUCAUCGUCUUUCAUCUCAUCUUUUCAUAGCAACAUUGCGAGCUGUGUCUGCUGCCUGUGUGUCUCUUGUGCAGUUAAAAGAACAGUGAAUUGCUUCGAGAUAUGACUGUACUAUAUGAACUUUCUUGUUGUGUUGGUUUCUUUACAGUUUAUUGUUCAACGUCAGCACACAACAGGCUGAUAUUAAUCCAUUUCUUUGGUGGGGGAUCAUCGUCUGUAAUUACCUAUGUAGAUACAGAGAUAGAGUGUCCUCAAAAUUAAAUUGUGACUGGCCAAAGGGCUUCAGUGUAGAGAAUGUAAUAAAACUUUGCUUGUGGGCGUAAUGGCUGUCCAUAGGGGAGGAAAAGCUUUCAUUUUCACAGAUUUCCGAGAUGCACGGUGUGCGAAGAGGCAAUAGCUGUGAAGAACAGCAGCCUUGCCUACAUGAGGUCCAAUGAAGACCUUCUGUAUGCUAAAUAUCUACCACGAUGUAUAUCUUCUCUAUGCUAAACAUCUACCACAGUAUGGAGAGGAGCAUCUCGAGACAAAAUACUGUUUUUUCACCUUCCCGGGGAACAUUUUACGUUGGAUGUUUAGUGUUCUUGCAAUUGGAGGUAUUAUUGUAAACAAUACACAAAGUGGAUGGAUAGAACUUCUUAUACAUCUUCGCUUGUGCAGCAGACCGUAUACGAAACAGAUGAAUGAAGGUGGGGACAUGUUGACGCAACUGUUUGCCUGACAAAGGAUGGUUGGAAGGUAGCGGGGAUAUCACGAGCGAAAAAGAAAAAUUUUCAACACCUACUGCAUCUUCGGUUCGUUCUUCAGCAUCUCUGGCAGUGCCGGACCUUAUGGCUUCCGGCGUUGACGUUGACGUCUACGAAUCGAUGGAGGUUGAACUUCUUGGACAAAUGACACUCCAUUAAGCCUGAAUUCUGAAACGCAGGGCUUCUUGUGCAAAGCUGGACCCUGUUUGUGAAACUCUUGUAAUAUGAUUGGGAGAGAUUGUGUAGCAAACCUUAAAGGUUGCGGUGUUUGUACAUUUCGCGGAGCGGGGUUAUUUGUCAUCCACUUUAGCGAUUAGGUUCAAGAAAGAUCUUGUUCUGUCCACAUUUCAUUUUGUCUAGACUCACCAUCCGACUGUUCCUUUAGGUUUUCUUGGGAUUUUUUUUUCAUUUUGUUCUCCUUUUCUAAUUUUUUGAGUCGGUAAGUAUGCUGUCCAAAAAGCCAUAGCUAAUGUCUUCUUCAACAAUGCCAGGCAAGAAAAAAGUGGUCUGGAAAUUGGUUGAAAGUUUUAAACAAAGUUCAGAUGGGAGUGGCAUACAAGCAUUCAUGUUAUUAAUAGCAGACCCGUGGGUGGUAUUAGCAGACGCGCGACUGUUUCUCGUUCUGUAAUAUUUAUGAACUUGUAAGAAGACAAAACCGUGGGAAGGGGAUUGAAGUGUUGAAGUGAGAGAAGUAUUAUGUUUUGCCCUUCGGCCUGAAAGCCAGAUGAUCAUAUAUUCUUGUUGAAGAAAAUGCCCAUUCCCCGUUGUUGUAGUUACAUUGUUUGCAACCUUCGGGUGUGAUAUGUGUAUGUAGCGGGGCGACCUCACUGUGACAUGUUAGUCAGCGUUUGGACAAUCACUGUGUACAGACAGUACAUUCCAGAUGGGCGUGUCUUACAUUUUGAGUCGUCUUUUCUGAAAACCACUGCCGUGUUUUCGAGACGAUUUACUGUCAGUGCCUUUGUAAUAUCAAACAACAUUCACAUACACACGAACGCACACACGUACAUAUCCACAUAUCCACGUUUACCAAACAAACACAUCUCACCCACCCACCAACCACACACACAGGUGUACGUGCACACACAGUCGAGCGUGUAAAUGCACAUUUUCCCCCUCAGUUAUUGAAAUUAUAGUUCAUAUGUUCGUUAUUUUAUUUAGAACAAUGUCAGCUACUUUGUUUUUAUUAUAAUUGUUACAUUACAUAGCAGUAUGAAUGGAAAAAUUAUAUUAAGCAACUAGAUAUUUUGGUGAAUACGUACAUUUUCUUUCUUAUUUCGUUCUCCAUGAGAUUCUUCUUUGAACCAGCUGGAUAAGUUAUAUUUUUAUGACAAUAAAAAUAUGAUUUUGGAUGUAUUAGUAUAUUAGUACGUUCAUAUAUAAAGUUUUUAAUUGGUUAAGAAAAUAUGAAAAUAGAAAGUAAGAAGCGGGGGCAUGUGAAUGCGUGAGUGAAUGAACGAAUGAACUAAACCAAGAACAUAUCCAAAGAUACCAUGGUUGCUAUUUUGUCUUUGAGCUAUUUGAAGUGCCCUACAACGUUCUGUUAAGUAUUAAAAAACUUUUUUCAUAUCAAGUUUUUCGAAUAAUCAUAGCCUUACAAAACUCCGCUUCCUGUCGAGUUACCCUGAAGAAAAUCGGGUUUUUAUCUAAUUGGCAUAAAAAGCUUCUAGGGAAUAUUACAGUUUCUUCGCAGAGUUUUCCCUGAGUGUUUUGAUUAGUGGCUGAUGUAAAAUUCCCGGGGUAACUCCUGUUGCAGGAACUGCUUUUUUGACAACAAGAAAAAAAAAUUGAAGCUUGUCAAAUUUUUCCCUUAAAUGUUUUUCCCUGACAUCAGAAACUCAGGCGGAUAUGCAUCCUUAGUCUCUAAUAACCUUCAACACUCUCAUCCUUUUCCGCUCCCUCACUCUCAUCUCACUCACGCACGCAACCUGUCUCUGGUUUCAACACCUUUUACAGCAUCCUCAAGGAGCUUAAAAUGUAAUAAAGACGAAUAUGUUCAGAGUAGUUAAAAGCCCUCCAUGUAUCUGUGCAUCCUUUUAUUUAUUGUCUGCUUGCCUGCAUGGCUGCAGGUGUGAGCAUGUACCACGUGACGCCAUGAAAGCUCUUAGCUAGCAUUUUAGCGAAAUUCAGAAUUUAAAAAAAUGGUAGGAAAUGCUGGUGUCCGUGUGCAGUGGAGAAUAACCUGAUUCAUUACCACUUCAUUUCUUGUUCGCCAUUCGCCGGUAGCUCAGCGCAGCCAAGACGCCAUUAUCCCUGUGACGUCAUCGUGACCUACAGUUCAAGGCCGUGUUAUUCGGCUUUUAGCUGGUGCAGAGUCACAAGCUGAUUAUGCACCCACGGACACGUGAUCCGUUUUAUUGCGCGUGCAAAGCAUCCAGAAUCAUGUUUUACGUGCUUCGGAGACGGACCCCGGAUAGAGCGGGUUCGUUGUUUUAUUCCAGCAGCAUGGUCUGGGAAGGAAAGAUGCGGAGAAGGAAGGAGAGGUGCGGAGAAGGAAGGAGAGAGAAAAGUGGGAAAGUUGUGUUAAGGUCAGACCUCCCAUGCUGAUUCCUGACUCGCGAAACAUUGUAAAUAAAAACCAUGAAUUCGAAAACAAAGCUAGGUUGCACACACUUUGCACGUUAUGCGAGAAUUGUAUAUUUGUAGUUACAUAUCACGCGUAUGACAUCUCCAUGUAUAAAUAAAUAAUUAUAUUCUAUUCUAUUUCUGGUUUUAGGGGUGAGGGUGCACGAUGAUACUGAGGUUAUUCUGUUGUAAUGUGUCAUGAUGUUUUUUACCAUUUCCUCUCACUCUUUUGUUGUUGUUUAUUUCUCGCAUCCCCGAUUCAUAGCGGUCCGGUGGCGCAACGGUUAGCGCUGUUAGCGCCUGUCACCAAUACAGUGAAGGUUGGCUGCCCUGAGUUCAUUUCUCGUCUCGGGCACGCUGAUCUUUCUCUGCACGUGACAUCUGUUUACAGGGCUGGCUGCUUGCCGUAAUAUAGCCUUAGUUGCUGACACGGCGUAAAAACACCAAUUCCCUCCCCGAUUCAUAUUAGGAAACAUAACUGAUAUUAAUAUUUUAUACAUUGAAUAUUUUUGAGGUGAAGAUAUGUGCUUGAUCUUGAAAAGAUUCAGACAAUGGUUCUCUUGUGUAAGAGGUUUUUCCGUGGGUCAUAAAAUAAAAUUUUUGGAUAAUUAUGCUAUCCUUGGGGUCGCUUGAGAAAGGGAUGGGUGAAAUCUAAACUGAUCUUUAGCAAAAAAAAUGUUUAUUAAAAUAGAAUAGAAACUUAAUUAUGAAAGGGACAUAAAAUAUUUUCUAAAAUUUAGAAAACAACCGACACAAAUCUACUGUGGUUCCAGUCCAACAUAAUUCAUGUUAUUGUACCUACCGGCCGUUUUGAGAAAGACCUCAGCCAGAUCAAAGAUUACCUAUGUGUACUUUUUGUAAUAACUCAGAAAAACCACUUUUACCUUCUCUGGAUAUGCCCCUGUGUACAAAAUUUCUGGCUAGAGAGUCAUACCUGGCUAGGAAAGGUACCCGGUGAUAUUGUGGUUAUCCUGGUUUAAUAUGUAGCUUUACUUCUACCAUAGACUAUUCCUCGUUUUUCUUUCUCACAUUCCGGUUUCAGACUAAGAAAUUUAACUCGUCAGAAAGAAAAUUUAUGCGAGGGGGAAAUGCGAAAAUAAUUAUUAGAGGUAUCAAUAGACAGGGAGGGGAGUUAUGAUUUUGGAUACAGAGUAUUGAGGACUGGCAUCGAACAGCUAUUUUUAUUACCUCUUGUAAAACUCUUAUUGAAAAUGUUGUGAUGAAUACAUUAAUUCAAGAAUUUGUGUUAUUUUAAUCUCAUCAACUGAGUUUUGGAAACUCCCAUUGAAAAUGUCGCAGAAACAAGUUUCGAAUCCAAGAUGCAAAUGUGUAUUUCCUUUUUGAAUGAUAGGAGAGAUUAAAUGUUACCAAUUAAUGCAUAAUUUAUUGAUAUUUCCAUUUGUGACUGUUCACAUCGCCAGAUGAAUACAAUUGUUAAUGAAAAUUGUUUACAUGUAUUUUAAGAUUAUUUUGUUCCUGUUCAACACAGUUCGUUUUCCUGACAUAUAAACUCGACAAGAAACUACGCUCUUAGAUGAUAAUAUCUAUAUAUAUGUUAAUUCGAGAUUUAAUGAUUCUGUCCAUGAAUUCUUGUGCACAUUUUUUUGUCAGGGAAGACGACUGCUUAAAGAUAAUGAUAUGGUUUAUUUACAUGUUUAUUUUCCAAACUCAUACACGGGUGUUAAAUGGUACUCUCCUUUGCAUACAAACAUCACAUACAUAUAAUUUAGACGACAUCACAUCAUAAUGAAUGUGUGUGUGUGUGCGCGCGCGCGUGCGUGUGUGUGUAUGAUAGUGUGUGUGUUUGCAUGUGUGUGUGUGUGUUAUCAGGUGAUAAGAAUGUACGUUAAAACUGUCUUGUUAAAACAUUCAGUCUCCAUUUUCAUGGAUCACCCGAUGCCCGUUCAUGUUAAGAGUUGUGCUGCUUGUAUCAGGCGGCUGUUGACUGAGAUGUAGGUGGUCUCGAGAAAAAUCUUAUCUAUUUUACACGUGCACAGGUUACGACCGCUGGUACCUCGUCACUGAUCAGGAAGAUCGCAUUCUCGCACUCAGUAAAGCCAGGUCUUAACAUCUUGGACUGUUCUUGUCAAAUAGGCGCAGCAUGUUACAAAUUAUAUUAAAAAUUGUCUGAAUUUUGCAUGUUAUCUGUGUCGGGCACAAACUUUGUACCCUAUACAUUCUGUCUGGAGCUGUAACAUAUAAAGGCUGUUUACGAUGACAUUUGCUUGAAAUUAGUUGAUGUUAAUUAACAAAGCUCUUUCUUUCUUUAUCUACAUACCCACGCGUCUGUCUGUCUGUCUGUCUGUCUGUCUGUCUGUCUGUCUGUCUGUCUGUCUGUCUGUCUGUCUGUCUGUCUGUCUGUCUGUCUGUCUGUCCUUUCCAACACCCUACCGCUUUUUCUCUCUUUUCCCCUUGUCUAUCUCAUCAGCUCAUCAAACUUUUUCCAUCUUCUGUGCACAUAUUCAUAGUGAUUAACCCUCAUGCAAGUGUAUGUGCAUGUGUGAGCGAAGAUAGUUACGUGAGUGCAUGCACAUGUGACUGUUAAAAUAUUCAUUGUGGACAUUGUAAACAUUACCCUGCACGAGCAUAAAUUUUGAUCACUGUUUGUGUCAUUGAGUUUUAUUGCCCCUUGCUUCCUAAUUUAAAAUUGAUUUACCCUGCAUUAAAACAGCUAUGACGUUGC